AUGGCCUCCUGUUUGCCGUAUACUGCUGGUGCUGCUAUUACAUGCAGUGAAUUGCACUGCCAUCUUGACUUCGCGUUGCUGGGCUGCUACUUGUUUUCACUCUUCGUUUUUGCUGUAUCAUAUCUUCAGUCACGCAGCCAUGAUAUCCCUCCAUAUACACCCAUCCAUCCUUCAAUUCCUGGUGGCAUAGCGGAAGAAAACGAAACAGAAACAACAUUACGAGAAUCCGCUACCAUCCGGCCUCUACAAGUUGUUAUAGAGGGACUCCUCCUUACCGACCUCGUGCUUGCUCUACUCUUAUUCGUCCUGCGUGGUGAAAGCCAUGGUGGCUGCAUUCUGGAGCUUGUGCCCACGAUAUCCUCCGUUUAUCUCCUCAUCCUGCUUGUGGGAAGGCUAUAUAGUGCUGGCCUUGGCUUCAAAUGGCAUUCCGCCUGCCUUUAUGCCGGGCAAUGGCUCUAUACUCUCUUCAUCACCUGCAUAAUUUUCUCCCAGAGGGACCAUGACAGCUUCAAUAUUACAAUUGUCACUUCUCGCCUUUCGAUAUUCACACUCAUUGGUCUUAUGAACUGUUUGGUACCUAGGGUGGCCCGUCAGUCUCUACACUUGGGAAAUGGCCAGCCAUCAUGCGAUGAGAUUGCUAGCCCCUUUUCAAAGCUAACGUUCUCAUGGAUGGACCAGCUGGUAUGGGCGGCGUUCCGAAAGACUCUUCAUCCCUCCGACCUCGGCUCCAUUAACAGGCAGUACUCCGCUGCUAUUGUGCUGCCUUGGUUCCAGCGCCAGACCAGUCCCUCUUGGCCACUACUAUGGAGACUAUUUUCUGCAUUCAAGUACAGAAUUUUUCUUCAAGGACUAUGGGCGACGCUAAAUAGUAUCACGGUUUUUGUGCCCCCAAUGUUCAUCCAUUAUAUUCUCCAGGAACUUCAGUCGGACACAAAGACUUCUUACAUUUGGCCGUAUGUUGGUGGACUCUUGGUCUUUGGAAUACUUGCAACCCUUGCGGAGUGUCAAUGUAACUGGACAGGAAGUCAAAUGAGUGCACGAAUGCGCACAGUUCUGGUAAGCGAGAUUUACGCCAAAGUCCUUCGCAAGAGCACUACCAGAGUGAAUGGAGACUCUGCGAACUCUGCCAGCAACAGCAUCGGUACCAUCACAAAUCUGAUGUCAGUGGACGCGCAACUCGUUAGCAGUAUGAGCUCAGGCUUGUAUUUUGUCUGGAUCAUCUUCCCCGUACAGAUGGGACUUGGUACAUAUCUGCUUUACCAAUUAUUGGGAAUGAGCGGCAUAUUAGGUGUGCUGGCGAUGUUUCUAAUACCCCUGAAUAUACUGGUGUCUCGGGGAGUUAUGGCAACACAGAACCAGGUUUUGGCCGCCAGUGACGCUAGGAUCCAGGCGAGUAACGAACUCCUGGAGAACAUCUAUACUAUCAAAAUUUGUGCCUGGGAGGAACCCCUCCGUGAUCGCGUCCUACGUUGUCGUGGAAUAGAGAUGCGGCGACAGGCCCUAGAGACCGCAAUUGCCUUCCCAGCGCUUGCAAUCUUCGCAGUGCUACGUAUCCCACUGAAUCGCCUUGCCGAUUCUAUUACCUUUCUGGUACAGGCAUAUAUCUCUCUUACUCGAAUUAGCCGUUUCCUAGAUGAGCAGGAGACGGAUAAAUACCACCAGUUAUCCGAUUCUCACGGAAUUACAGUUGGAUUCAAUGAUGCUACUUUCGUGUGGUCCAUGAGCGAUAAUGCAGUCAGCGAUGCUAGGGAGGACGGUAUGCCAGCGAAGAACAUGCAACCAGUUCUACCAUUACGGUUAGAAAAUCUACAUAUUCAAUUCCAGCCUGAUGGGCUAAAUAUCAUUUGCGGCCCCAGUGGCUCCGGAAAGACUUCGCUUCUACCCGCAUUGCUGGGUGAGAUGGAUCUACUCAAUGGCAAAGUGCUAUUCCCUCGCCCUACAACCCAUCAUUUGACUGACCCUGGGCAAAUAUUCUCUAAUGAUACAUUCUCUGAUGCUACCGCUUACUGCCCGCAGGAGCCCUGGAUUAUGAACCGUAGCAUCCGGGCUAAUAUUGUUCUCGACCUUCCAUUUGACCCUAGUAGGUACGAGACGGUGUUGCACGCCGUUGAUUUAAGAAUGGAUCUAGCUCUUUUUGAUAACGGGGAUAAUGCCUUGGCUGGAGAGCACGGAAGCCGUUUAUCAGGUGGCCAGAGGCAGCGAGUUGCCCUGGCUCGGGCCCUCUAUAGCCCAUGCCGAUAUGUGUUUCUCGAUGACUGUCUAAGCGCGCUGGACUGGCGUACUACAAACCACAUUUUUCGCCAUGCAAUUACAGGGCCCUCCAUGCGCAGUAGAACUUGCAUUCUAGCGACGCAUAAUACAGGGCUAGCUAUCAAGAAUUGCAAAUGGGUGGUUUUGCUUGACGCCGGAAGAGUAAAAGCACAAGGAACAGCUCAGGAGAUGGUGUCAAAUGGGCAUAUAAACCAUAAUACGCCCCAAGAUAGCACAACCAAGGCAGGUUCUUCGGCCCAUGCCGUGACAGAGGGCUUAGAGCCGUAUGAAGGAUAUUCGCAGUCUUCUAUUCCUGUGAACCGCAAGAACCAACCCAAAUAUAUGGAAAGUCGGUUUGAGGGUGCUGUAGGCUGGCCGGUUGUCCGGACAUACAUCAUGGCCAUGGGCCACUGGGGGUUCUGGAUUAUUGUCUUUGGUGGCUUUGCCAUACAGCAGUUCGCCGCACUCGGAGCCAAUAUCUGGAUCAAGGAGUGGACGUCCCAAUACGAUAAUAGAGAGGCAAAGGCUGUUGCCGCCGAAUACUAUAUAAUCAUCUAUGGCAUAAUUUGCCUCGGAUAUGCCAGUAUUACCUUUAUAUGUGACUUAGGCAUCUUUUUCGGUGCGCUUAGGGCGUCGAGUAGCCAAAUUACUAACCGGCUAUCUAAAGACGUUGAAGUCCUGGAUCAAUCUCUAGUCAUGUCUUCGAUCACGGCAGUCUUUAUAUUCCUGGCCUACGGGAUGAUGACCAUGAUAUACAUCCAUGGAGCCCGCGAUCUAAAGCGUAUAGAGAAUACCGAGAGGUCGCCGCUCUAUCAACAGUUUGGUGAGACUCUUGCGGGUGAUAUCAGUAUCCGUGCCUACGCAUACACGACGGCCGUCCUUGCAGAGAGCCGGCGUCUCCUUGACCGUCAGACACGGCCAUUCUUGCUACUUAGUGCUAACAGCGGAUGGCUAUCUUUACGCGUUGGCACUCUUAGUUCACUGAUUAUGUUUUUGGCUGGCGCUUUUAUCCUAUGGGAUCGCAAGUCUGUCUCUCCAGGAGCCGCAGGACUAGUACUCACGUUUGCUGCGUCCAUCACAGAAAACGUUAUGUGGUUGGUGCAAGUUUAUGCCAUCAUACAGCAAAAUCUCAGCUCACUAGAGCGGGUGUUAGAGUAUACCAAGAUAGAGCAAGAGCCGACUCGUCCGCUCAAGGCAGCUAUUGAACCUAUUCCAUCCGCCUGGCCAUCAAAAGGAGGCAUUACCUUCUACAACUAUACAGCGCGGUAUGCACCAGAACUGGAGCCAGCUCUCCAAGAAAUCAGCUUUACCGUUAUGCCUGGCCAGCGUGUUGGGAUUGUGGGCCGUACAGGUGCAGGUAAAAGCACUCUUACGAUGGCGCUAAUCCGUGGGAUUGAAGCCGACGGCGGGCAUAUAGAGAUUGACGGAGUAGAUAUCACCUCAGUUACACUGUACAAACUUCGACGUGCCGUCACAGUUGUUCCCCGGGACCCAUGGUUGUUCGCAGGAAAUCUUCGUGAUAAUCUGGUGCCGUUGAAGGACCAACAUCUCUAUAGUGAUGAAACUGGCUAUACUGAUGACACUCUACUGGAUGUCCUAUGUACUGUACGAUUGUUCCUAGGGGCUAGCAUCACUGCUACUGAUCUCGACCGGCCUGCAGAGACGCUUUCGCGUGGCCAGCGCCAGCUUCUGUGUAUUGCGCGAGGACUUUUGCGUCGGUCUCGGGUGUUGGUGCUGGAUGAGGCCACAGCCUCCGUCGAUCCUGCCACUGACGCUGCAAUCCAGACGGAUUAUGACAUUGUGAUAGUACUAGACAAGGGAAAAGUUGUUGAAGAGGGCUUGAUCAGAGACCUGCUUGCCCGGCGCGGAGAAGAUGCUAUAUUCUGA
Messenger RNA from Microsporum canis CBS 113480, 4137 nucleotides. Its product is annotated as canalicular multispecific organic anion transporter 2. NCBI's taxonomy places the organism in Eukaryota, Fungi, Ascomycota, Eurotiomycetes, Onygenales, Arthrodermataceae. Gene Ontology annotation, molecular function: ATP binding; ABC-type peptide transporter activity; ATP hydrolysis activity. Gene Ontology annotation, biological process: transmembrane transport. The transcript is spliced from 5 exons. The record is from RefSeq and is a predicted model, not a curated record. The coding region runs from base 1 to 4137 and encodes 1378 amino acids. Gene Ontology annotation, cellular component: fungal-type vacuole; fungal-type vacuole membrane.